AUGGAACCUGACGAACCAUAUCACUUAGCUUGGGAGAGGUUUCAAACUUUACUCUCGCGUUGUUCCCAACAUGGGCUUUCGGAUUGGGCUUUAGUAGAAAAUUUUUACAAUGGUCUCACCCCUGAGUGUAAGGCCCGAUUCGACACAUUUGCAGGAGGCCAUCUUAUGGGAAAGAAAACUGUGGCCGAAUGCAAUGAUCUCUUUGAGAGCUUCGCUCAUGCUGAUAUAGAUCAUAGUGCUACCAGCAGGAAUUCCACUCCUAUGACUACUUCCUCAUCUUCUCGAGGAGUAAACCAAGUCGUUUCUGACUCAAAGUUAGGAGAGGUUUCUAACAUUUCCCUUAGUGGAGGGUGUUCCGCCGUAGUCUUGAACAAGGUCCCGGAGAAAUUGACGGAUCCGGGCCUUUUUACCAUUCCAUGCUUGUUCGGGAGUGAUACCGAGUGUAGGGCCCUAGCCGAUUUAGGAGCGGGUAUAAACCUCAUGCCAUAUUCCAUGUAUGAGAGGUUAGGUCUAGGAGAGUUAUCCCCUACACGUAUGUCUUUGUCUCUAGCCGAUAGAUCAGUGAAGUAUCCACGUGGUAUAAUCGAAAACCUUCUAGUUAAAGUGGAUAAAUUCGUCUUUCCCAUAAACUUUGUCGUUCUUGAUAUGGAAGCCGAUGAGAAGGUUCCUAUCAUUCUAGGACGCCCAUUCUUGUGUACCGUCAAGGCUAUCAUCGAUGUCUUUGACGGUAAAAUCACACUCCAAGUCGUGGAGGGAAAGUUAGAUGAGGUAGUUGCGAAGGUAGAGGAGGUUGUGAGUGAGAGUGAGGAAGUAGAAGAGACCGAGUGGGUCCCCGAAGUGCUAGAGUUGAGUGAGGUAAAAAGUGAGUUUGAGAGUACACCCUUAGAGAAACCCGCCCCACUAGAACUUAAGAUUCUCCCAUCCCACUUAGAGUAUGCUUUCUUAGGUGAGGGGUCCGAUUUUCCCGUCAUUAUUUCGUCUAAGUUAGAGGAGGGAGAGAAGGGUAGGUUGUUAGAAGUGUUGAGAGAGAAUAAGGAAGCCAUUGCAUGGCGAAUUUCGGAUAUCAAGGGCAUAAGCCCCGCCUAUUGUACCCACCGGAUACUCAUGGAAGAUGACUAUAAGCCGAUGGUGCAACCUCAAUGGCGCCUAAAUCCGAACAUGCAAGAGGUCGUUAAGAAGGAAGUGCUUAGUUGUUAG
Helianthus annuus (common sunflower) is the source of this 1197-nucleotide messenger RNA. RefSeq lists its product as uncharacterized. The record is from RefSeq and is a predicted model, not a curated record. The coding region runs from base 1 to 1197 and encodes 398 amino acids. Lineage: Eukaryota; Viridiplantae; Streptophyta; Magnoliopsida; Asterales; Asteraceae. The transcript has 3 exons.